Molecule: messenger RNA, 648 nt
Organism: Pyrenophora tritici-repentis Pt-1C-BFP
Lineage: Eukaryota; Fungi; Ascomycota; Dothideomycetes; Pleosporales; Pleosporaceae
Source: RefSeq, a predicted model, not a curated record
AUGACCGACCCGCACCCAAACACUGAUCAUGUGCACUCCACCCUAGAUCAGGGCAAAGAUAACGUGGACGGCAACCAGAAGGAGGGUCUCUCAACCGCUGAAGCAAACAUAAUCACACAACGCAACCAAGCGCAAUCCCCUCUCCUCCGUCUACCAAGGGAAGUUCGCGACAUCAUCGCCACCUACGCUCUCAGUAAUUACAAUAUUGGUAUAUCACCCGAUUACCGCAUAGAUUAUAGGAUCUCAUCUCGCCCCUACUGGACCAUCAAGUGCCAUGACGCAAACCGCAAGCAACACGACUGGCAAUGUAUCGCAGCCCUAACUCUCACAUGCCAGCAGCUAAACGCUGAAUAUGCACUGAUGCCCUACUCCCUCAACAUGUUCCAAGUCGACUUCCAAUACGACAAUCCAUUUUCUGAGCGACAAUGUGCUGCGAUUCGGUAUAUUGGGCUACAUCACGCGAAGUGGAUGAGGGAGGACCUAGAUUUUCUCACGCCUUUUAAUAGUUUGAAGGAGUGCACAGUUUCGUUCAUCCCGACCCGACACUGUCGUCCCGCUGAGGUAGUGAAAGCGGUCAAAGAGGCUGUGGGUGAGGGUGUUGUGGUGAACGUGGAUAAUGUUUUCAUCAACAGUCCAAGAAGGAUAUAG